Lathyrus sativus (Indian pea) is the source of this 1224-nucleotide messenger RNA. The record is from the annotation of a GenBank genome assembly. NCBI's taxonomy places the organism in Eukaryota, Viridiplantae, Streptophyta, Magnoliopsida, Fabales, Fabaceae.
AUGGCAUCUGCAGAAGCUAGAGCUGGUUAUGCAGUUAAUCACUGUUUCACACAAGAUUUCAGGAUGUCUCCUUCUGAUUAUCAAUCUCCGGUUUCGAAAAAAUUGGAAUCUGAUUUUAUUCAUAGUCAUGAUUCCACUGAUUCUGACAUGAAAUGGUGGCUACAUGUCAAAACCAACUUGGGCAGUGAUGCGAAUUAUUCCUGGGAGUCUAAGUUCAAUGCUUUUAAUGUCGAUAUUGGUAGCGAUCAAUCGGUCAAAAACCUUGAUUCUCUUUCAUGUGUUGGAAGUGUUACUAAUACUAUAGCUUUAGAGCAGCAAUGGAAUGUGUAUCCAAAAUGUAUACAGAAAACCAAAGAUACGAGAACUGCGAAAAUUGAGGCUGCUUUGAACAAUGACUUGUAUUUAGCACCUAAGAAGAAAAUCGAAGGGGAAUUCUGGUUUUCGGAUGAUGAUGAUGUUACUAGUGUCUUGGUCUCGAAACAAUGUAAAAGUACAUCGUCUGAUUUGGAACCGCAUUGGUUGCGAGGUGAAAAAACUCGGCCUUGGUGGGACACUACUGGAAAAGACGACUUAGGUUACUUGGUUGCGAAGAAAUCUCGUGAGUAUAUUGAGAACUGCAAUCUCCCAGAGCCGGCCCAUCAGCCAAGAGUCAUUGACAAUGACAAGAAUCUUGUAUCCUCUUUGAGCCGAAAAUCUGAGGCGUGUUCUUCGGAAGCGAAUGGGUGCACGUCUAUAACCUUGACUUCUGGCUAUUCAUUUCAGGAUUCCAACAGAACUUUCAGUUCGAGCGAGAGCAAAGACUCUGAUUCAAGCAACAACAAAGAUAGCCACAUGAGUAGCGAGAGCGCGGCCAAGGCAGAGCUACUGAAAGCCUUAUGUCGAUCCCAAACCCGGGCGAGAGAGGCUGAAAAAGCAGCACAGGAAGCCUGCAACGAGAAGGAGCAAAUAUCGUCGCUAUUUUUCAAACAGGCUUUGCAACUAUUUGCUUACAAGCAAUGGCUGCAUGUUUUGCAGCUGGAGAAUCUAUGUCUUCAGUUUAAGGACAAAAACCAGCCAUUGAUGGACAACCUGUUUUCUGAUAGGGCCGGGAAAGCACCCAGGAAGAAUCGACGAAAGGUUAGGGAUAGAAGAAAAUGUGUUUUCGCUUUCGCUGUUGGUUUGGCUCUUGCUGGUGCAGGUUUGCUUCUUGGUUGGACCAUUGGAUGCAUGUUUCCAUCCUUGUAA